AUGGCUAGUUUGUACCCGACUUUGGAGGAUAUGGUGAUCGACCAGUAUCAGUCGGCACAGCUUGAAAAAGGAGGUAACACUUUCUACGAUGGAAAUAAUGCUACAUCAUUUAUGUCACAAACUUCAGAACUACCGAAAUCGCCAUCAGCUCCAAUUUAUGAAUCGGGAACUAUUUGUUGUUGUAACGCUUACCCAUUACUGCCACCCUACUUCUCUACCCAGGUUACAGAGCCGCAGAAUACUGUGUCGACAACGAUAGUACCAAAAAAAACAUCUACUAAUGCGAUAAGUGGUAGCCAAGUAGUCGUUGGUACUACAGUUAUGAUGGCUCCGCUAACGUUUUCAAGCACCGGACUCCAGAAGGCCAAUGUUACACAUGGAAUUCGUCAAGUGAUUCUGAUCAGAAAUAAAAAGAAGGAAAAGUAUGGUCUUCGUUUUCGAUCACUCAACAAGGGUAUCUUUGUGCACUUUGUUUCUAAGGAUUCGCCAGCUGCAGCUGCCGGUAUUCGUUUUGGUGACCAGAUUUUAAAAGUUAACGACAAAGAAGUGGUAGGUAUGGAGGGUGACAAGGUGUUGGAUCUUAUGACUAAACCAAAAGAUGCUCAGGAAGUUACCUUAACUAUCAGAGACAGACCAUUUGAGAGGACAAUUACUUUGCAUAAGGACAGUGUUGGGAUGUUUGGUUUCGGUCACAAAGAUAACCUGAUAACUGCGAUAACAAAGGAUUCUAGCGCUAGCAGGAACGGUUUAUUAACAGAUCAUAGGAUUCUUGAGGUGGACGGUCGGAGCAUCAUUGGUUUUAGCGUAAGCAUUAUAUACAAGUUACCAAAACAAAAGAUUUUAGGACACUAA
Molecule: messenger RNA, 852 nt
Organism: Enterobius vermicularis (human pinworm)
Lineage: Eukaryota; Metazoa; Nematoda; Chromadorea; Rhabditida; Oxyuridae
Source: the annotation of a GenBank genome assembly